AUGAUGCACUUAGAUCUGUUACCAAGACAACGAGGAAGAGAAUGCACCUGCCUAAAAGAAGAAGAAGUCAGGGACGGGAAAAAGAGCCAAAUCAGGGACGGGGAAAAAGAGCCAAAUCAGGGACGAGGAAAAAGAGCCAAGUCAGGGACAGGGGAAAAGAGCCAAAUCAGGGACGGGGGGAAAAGAGCCAAGUCAGGGACGGGGAAAAAGAGCCAAGUCAGGGACGGGGAAAAAGAGCCAAGUCAGGGACGGGGGAAAAAGAACCAAAUCAGAGACGGGGAAAAAGAGCCAAAUCAGGGACGGAGAAAAAGAGCCAAAUCAGGGACGGUGGAAAAAGAGCCAAGUCAGGGACGGGGAAAAAGAGCCAAAUCAUGGACGGGGAAAAAUAGCCAAAUCAGAGACGAGGGAAAAAGAGCCAAAUCAGGGAGGGGGAAAAAGAGCCAAAUCAGAGACGGGGGGAAAAGAGCCAAAUCAGGGACAGGGAAAAAGAGCCAAAACAGGGACGGGGGAAAAAGAGCCAAGUCAGGGACGGGGGAAAAAGAGCCAAGUCAGGGACGGGGGAAAAAGAGCCAAGUCAGGGACGGGGAAAAAGAGCCAAGUCAGGGACGAGGAAAAAGAGCCAAGUCAGGGACGGGGGAAAAGAGCCAAAUCAGGGAUGGGGAAAAAAGCCAAAUCAGGGAUGGGGAAAAAGAGCCAAGUCAGAGACGGGGAAAAAGAGCCAAGUCAGGGACGGGGAAAAAGAGCCAAGUCAGGGACGGGGAAAAAGAGCCAAGUCAGGGACGAGGAAAAAGAGCCAAAUCAGGGACGGGGAAAAAAGAGCCAAAUCAGAGACAGGGAAAAAGAGCCAAGUCAGGGAUGGGAAAAAGAGCCAAAUCAGGGACGGGGAAAAAGAGCCAAGUCAGGGACGGGGGAAAAGAGCCAAGUCAGGGACGGGGGAAAACGAGCCAAGCCAAGGAUGGGAAAAAGAGCCAAAUCAGGGACAGGGUAAAAGAGCCAAGUCAGGGACGGUGGAAAAAGAGCCAAGUCAGGGACGGGGGAAAAAAGAGCCAAAUCAGGGACGGGGAAAAAGAGCCAAAUCAGGGACGGGGAAAAAGGGCCAAAUCAGGGACGGGGAAAAAGAGCCAAAUCAGGGACGGGGAAAAAGAGCCAAAUCAGGAACGGGGAAAAAGAGCCAAAUCAGGGACGGGGAAAAAGAGCCAAGUCAGGGACGGGGAAAUAGCAAAUAAGAAUAAGAAUAAUGCAUACGGUCACUGGUAG
Saccoglossus kowalevskii is the source of this 1257-nucleotide messenger RNA. RefSeq names its product ribosome-binding protein 1-like. The record is from RefSeq and is a predicted model, not a curated record. Lineage: Eukaryota; Metazoa; Hemichordata; Enteropneusta; Harrimaniidae.